Anopheles coluzzii is the source of this 1376-nucleotide messenger RNA. Its product is annotated as myoglobin. The transcript is spliced from 4 exons. NCBI's taxonomy places the organism in Eukaryota, Metazoa, Arthropoda, Insecta, Diptera, Culicidae. Gene Ontology annotation, molecular function: oxygen binding; heme binding. The record is from RefSeq and is a predicted model, not a curated record. Bases 528 to 1034 code for a protein of 168 amino acids.
UAGAAAGAGCGAGAGAGAGCGCACACCUCUACUAGAGAGCGAACCUCUGGAGUAUCUCCACGAGUGUGUUUGUGUGUGUGUGUGUGUGGUUCGUUUCUCUCAGCGGGCGAAAAACGAGCGCGAAAUGUGACUGCUCCAUCAGAAAGCAACAAGUUUUUGCCGAGUUCGGAGGGUUUAUGUUUUGAUUUUGGCUGCCCAGUUCCUCCUCCCCUCCAGAGUGACAGCUGACGACGCGGGUGUGCCAUCGUCUCGGUUUCGCUCCCGGUUUUUUUGUUGCCUUUUUUAUGUGUGCGUUAUAGGAUAGUGUUUGCACAGGCGGUGUUGGUGCUGCUGGAGGGGGUCGGUGUUGGUGGAAGUGUGCAUGCGUGCAACCGGAACCGGGAAGAAAGGGCCGAACAAGCAACACAGCGUGUGUGUGAGAGAGAGAGUGUGAAGUAACCCGUAAGAUAGCACAGCAAAGGAAGCUUCCAAGAAUCGGUGGAACGGAAACCGCAAAUCGACGAAACACCAGUGUGCAACAAAACAAAAUGUCCGGACCCGGGUCGUUAGUUGGAUCGGAUGAGGAGGAGCAAACGAAUUACCACACACCGGAUGAAACCGGCCUAACGAAAUCGCAAAAGGUGGCCCUGAUCGCGGCCUGGAGCAUCGUCAAGAAGGAUCUGGUUACGCACGGACGCAACAUCUUCGUAAUGUUCUUCGAGGAGUACCCACAGUAUCUGGACUACUUUGACUUUGGCGGUGGAAGUGCCGGCGAGCUCGGCGAGAACCGGUCCCUCCAUGCGCACGCACUGAACGUGAUGAACUUUAUCGGCACCCUCAUCGACUACGGACUGAACGAUCCCGCCCUGCUCAAGUGUAGCCUAGCGAAGCUGGUGCGGAACCAUCGGAAGCGUAACGUCACCAAGGAGGAUGUCGCGGCCGUCGGUGGAGUUAUCAUGCGCUACAGCUUGAAGGCGCUCGAGCAGCAUAAAACGAAAACGCUCGAGGAAGCGUUCGGCGCGUUCCUGGGGACGGUUGCGGCCGCGUUCGAGUGAGCUCCGAGGUGUUCAGCGUCCUCAUCUUUAUCCCCAUCCCCACCUCAUCAUUUCCAUCCACAUCAGCAUCAUCAGUCAGUGUAUGUUAGAGGCUGCCGCGAACAGAACAAACAGUAGGAUCCGACCGAGACCGGAAACCCCAUUCCGGGGCAGAGAUUAUCUUGGCUAGCGGUCGGGGUCACGUCCUUUUUAAGCUCUGCUAUAACAACCAGAACAAAAAACACACACUCUCUCUCUGUCUCGCUCUCUAUUUCUAGCAGAAAACACAUUCCUACGUGACGAGUCGUGUGUGAGAGGCUUUUUAUGAUCAGAGUAGAAUAAAAAUUUGAGUAUAGUAAACUG